AUGGCUAACAUAUCUUUGUACAUGGUGGCUGUCGGUUUCGAGGCAACCAGGCCGUGUUUGUCUUCGUUUGGGGGCGACCAGUUCGAUGAGAAGAAACAACGAAGCUCAUUCUUCAACUGGUCCUUUAUGAUACAAAACGUCGGAAUGAUGAUCAGCACAUCUGCGGUGGUGUGGCUUGAAACAAACGUCAGUUCGGCAUCGGGCCUGGGUGUUUCUGUCACUGCAAUUGCUUUAGCCUUGGUUUGUUUUUCAUUCGGCACUCCAAUGUGCUGUUUCCAACAACCCGGAGGGAGUCCCCUGACAAAAUUGUGUCAGGUUAUAAUUGCCUCCAUUCGAAAGUAUGAUGUUCGACUUCCUAGUGACGCAUCAGCCCUCUAUGAGCUUAGCCACAUUGAAGAAGAAGACGGAUACAAGCUUCAACACACUGACCAAUUGAGGUAA
Molecule: messenger RNA, 441 nt
Organism: Humulus lupulus (European hop)
Lineage: Eukaryota; Viridiplantae; Streptophyta; Magnoliopsida; Rosales; Cannabaceae
Product: protein NRT1/ PTR FAMILY 8.2-like
Exons: 1
Coding region: 1-441 (146 amino acids)
Biological process (GO): transmembrane transport
Cellular component (GO): membrane
Molecular function (GO): transmembrane transporter activity
Source: RefSeq, a predicted model, not a curated record